AUGGCGCCCAAAGAACUCAACUUCAUCACAGGCAACAAGAACAAACUCGCCGAAGUCCAAGUCAUUCUCUCCUCCACCCCUGUCAAGCUGCAGUCACAGAGUAUUGAUUUACCGGAAUUACAAGGCACGAUUGAGGAGAUUUCGAAUGAUAAGGCGAGGAGGGCUGCUGAGGUGGUUCAAGGGCCAGUGCUGGUGGAGGAUACAUGCCUCUGCUUCAACGCCUUUGAUGAGUUGCCUGGGCCUUAUGUGAAAUGGUUCCUGAAGGCACUGGGGGUGCAGCAGUUCCAUAGACUUCUCGCCGGCUUCGACGACAAGUCCGCUCAGGCCGUUUGCACAUUCGCGUACUGCGAGGGUCCGGGCCAUGAACCUAUUAUUUUCCAGGGUCGGACUGAUGGUAAAAUCGUGGCUGCGCGAGGACCGACUGAUUUCGGCUGGGAUGCAUGUUUUGAGUACGAGGGCCAGACGUAUGCGGAGAUGGCGAAGGAGCAGAAGAAUAAGAUUUCGCAUCGGGGUCGGGCGUUGGCGAAGCUAACGGAAUGGUUGAAGCACGAGGUGUAG
Molecule: messenger RNA, 558 nt
Organism: Recurvomyces mirabilis
Lineage: Eukaryota; Fungi; Ascomycota; Dothideomycetes; Mycosphaerellales; Teratosphaeriaceae
Gene: HAM1
Product: nucleoside triphosphate pyrophosphohydrolase ham1
Exons: 5
Coding region: 1-558 (185 amino acids)
Biological process (GO): nucleoside triphosphate catabolic process
Cellular component (GO): cytoplasm
Molecular function (GO): nucleoside triphosphate diphosphatase activity
Source: RefSeq, a predicted model, not a curated record